Molecule: messenger RNA, 332 nt
Organism: Meloidogyne enterolobii
Lineage: Eukaryota; Metazoa; Nematoda; Chromadorea; Rhabditida; Meloidogynidae
Source: the annotation of a GenBank genome assembly
AUGGCAGUUAUUGCUGAUUUUAGCGCCAUUAGUGAAGGAGAAGUGUGGCGCCGAUUUAUUGAAGAGGCAAGCAGGCACACACCUAUAGUUGGAGAAAAAUAUUUGGAUCUAAUGGAGAUUGAGAAUCCGUCAAGAGGUGCAGGUGGAAUACUACAAGACAAAAGAGGUUGGACAAUACAGGCAGCAAUGGCAGAACCCCGACAACAGAAAGGACAACAAGGAAGGGGAGGAAGAAAAUGCAUGCGAUGUGGAGGCUUUGGGCAUUUGACAACAGACUGCAGAAGGAGUUGAGAGUGGUGAGGAACUGCAGGAGAGGUAGAAAAAUAAAUUAA